This is a messenger RNA of Verruconis gallopava, 912 nucleotides long. RefSeq lists its product as uncharacterized. The record is from RefSeq and is a predicted model, not a curated record. Bases 1 to 912 code for a protein of 303 amino acids. Lineage: Eukaryota; Fungi; Ascomycota; Dothideomycetes; Venturiales; Sympoventuriaceae. The transcript is spliced from 2 exons.
AUGGGGUCUUGCGACAUUCAAACUGCUGAAGCAAUCCCCACGAGCAUCUUACCCGAGUCAAUUUCCAGCAACACAUUGGACAAUAUCCAAGCUCUUCUUUUCGUUGAACACUUGGAAUCUUCUUUUUUUACUGCUGCAGCCGCCAACUUCUCUAAUUGGGACACCAGUAACGCGCUGAAUGACUCUGGAGACAUUAUCGCACGGAUUGCGGACCAAGAACAAACGCAUGUGCGGAUCCUCCAGUCUAUGAUUGACGCCUAUGAUAUAGCCCCGAUUCGGCCGUGUAAUUAUUCAUUCCCAGUGAACAGUUGGAAUGAUUUCAUCUUCGUAGCUCAGCGCCUUACCACUGUUGGGAUGAGUGCAUUGAUUGGGCUGUCAGGUGAAUUGGCAGAGACUGAUCCUGGUUUAGUGAGCAGUCUUUCCUCAAUCUUAACUGUGGAAGCUCGCCACGAUGCCUUCCUGCUACUUGAAGAACAGCAGAUACCAAAUCCUCAGGCCUUCGACACCAUUAUCCAUAUGCUGUGGGCGCAGAACUUUGCUCUGCAGUACGUUAUUCCUGGCUCAUGUCCUGAUGGUGUCCCGCUACCUGUCCUACCAAUGAUCCAGGCUGCUAUUAACUCAACGCAGCAUGCGCAAGAGCAAGCCGAUCGCCGUAUCGACUUCUCUUGGGACGUUUCUCAGAUGCCAUUCGUUGUUGAAGCAGGAAGACCAUUGACAGCUGCAUGGGUGGGUCAGGAUCAGGAGCCGACGUACACAAAUAUAACCAUUGAUGGCGUUGGGAAAGGACAUACUGAUAUUCCAAGCAACAUCACAGGUCAGGUUUUCACUGCCAUAACAAGCCGGCAGCCAAAGGACGAGUGGUCGCUAGAGUGGGCGGCGCUUUCAGGGCCUGCGCUGGUAGAUCUUGCAUAA